Messenger RNA from Xenopus laevis (African clawed frog), 2929 nucleotides. It is a transcript of the gene adamtsl5b.S, whose product is annotated as ADAMTS like 5 S homeolog. The transcript has 13 exons. Gene Ontology annotation, biological process: proteolysis; extracellular matrix organization. Gene Ontology annotation, cellular component: extracellular matrix; extracellular region. Lineage: Eukaryota; Metazoa; Chordata; Amphibia; Anura; Pipidae. The coding region runs from base 535 to 2109 and encodes 524 amino acids. The record is from RefSeq and is a predicted model, not a curated record. Gene Ontology annotation, molecular function: metalloendopeptidase activity.
UGAGCAGGAAGAGGCUGCACAUGUUGCACUGACUCACACUGAGCCGGUAUCAAGCUGCUGGAGUCUGCACUGUGCCUCUACCUCACAGGAGUACAUAUCAUCCUCACGCAGCAAGUGGAGCAGCCAGAGCCCUGGGGUGUGUGAGGAGUCAGGGUGGGAGGGCAAAACUGCUAAUCUCUUUCUCUCUGCUCUCAGCCUGACUCCUGCACUGCCAAAUUCCCCAGUUCUCUUCUUCUCUUGGAACUGAAACACAAGGCAGCUACACCUGGGACACAAAGUUGCACAGAAAUUAGCAGGAGCUGCCAAAGCAUGGGCUAGGGGCAAAACUCCCACUCACCCUGCCCAUACUGGUAAUUAGUAACCAUGGCUGUGCCGAAAGUAAGCGCUGAAACCAAACAUGGACCCACUGGGCAUGAUCCCUGAGGAUUAAUUCCUGUUGGAUCCUAGACUUUGCUUGCUUUUACUGGACCCUUCUCCACCUGCUUUACUCCUUGGUUUAUGUAAUUAACCUUUGCACCACCGACAGAGAGGAGGAUGCUUCGGAGUUGCAGGUUUAUAUGUCACUGUUUGGCUACUGUGUGUGUUCUUUGGAUUCUCAAGAUCGUUCCAUCUUCCAGCCAGGUACAGAGGAGCCAUUUCCAAUGGGGAUAUGUCAACAGAUUUGGCCCUGAGCACAGUCCACCCCUGAGCUCCAGAAAUGAAUGGAGCGUGUGGCACAGUUGGUCGCCAUGUUCUCGGACCUGUGGUGGGGGCGCCGCUGUACGCAUUAGGACAUGCCAAAUCAGGGAUCAAGGAAGCCCAAUGUGCCCAGGCGAAAUGAGACAGUACCAAAUAUGCAACACACAGGACUGCCCAUCAGGAGUUGCAGAUUUCAGGCAUUUCCAGUGUUCUGCAUACAACAACAAACCUUUGAUGGGAAAUUACUUCAGAUGGGUUCCUUUCAACUCUGGUCAAAGUGAUUGUGAGCUCAGCUGUUUGGCAGAAGGACAGAAUUUUUAUUAUAAUUUUGGCCGAGUUUUAGAUGGAACGUCAUGCCGGUCAGACUAUGAUGGCUUAUGCAUAAAUGGGAAGUGCCUGAAAAUUGGCUGUGAUCUUAUCCUGGGGUCCGAGGAAAAGACAGACAUUUGUGGAGUUUGUGGUGGGAAGAACACCUCAUGCAGGCAUCACCAUAACAUAUACACUACCAAGUACCCACCCUCUGGACUUUUUGGAUACAAUGAAGUGACACUGAUUCCUGCAGGAGCCACCAACAUCAAGGUGAUGGACAGAAGUGACAAUUAUUUGGCCCUGAGAAACAGAAAUUAUCACUAUGUCAUCAAUGGCAACUGGGCCAUUAGCUAUCCUGGUGUCUACAAUGUGGCAGGGACCAAAGUCCAGUAUAAACGGGCUGCUGACAAUCAAGAGAGUUUUGAGGCACAAGGACCCACCAAUGAGGAUCUACACAUCAUGGUGCUCUUUACCGAGCAGAAUUUGGGAAUUGAAUAUGAAUAUUGGCUUCCCAAGGAUUAUGAUAUACAGCACCAAAGAGACCGCAGUUCUCUGCAAGACUAUGAAGAGGUAUCUCCUACCCAUCCUUCUACUACGCAGUCAACAGCAAAGACCACUGCACCAAGAAUAACAUAUCCCAUCCAGCAGCAGCCCCAGGCACGUCUCCAAAGAGAGAAUACUGAGUCGAACCAAGUCAAGGAAUCUAAAGAGAACAGUAAAUGUGGAAAGUGCAACAAAGUAAAAGGACGGCAAAAUAAAGUGAAGCAAUAUUGCCAGAAGGACUUUGUUUUCAGAGGAAGAGUUUUUAGCAAAAAGACAGUUGGGAAGGAAACAUGCUACGACAUGCAAGUGAUGAUGACCUACAAAAACAACUUUCCCAUUUUGAGACGAGAAUACAUUUGGGUUCCGAACACUUGUGACUGCCCUAACAUGUUGGAGAAAAGGGAGUAUAUUAUAAUGGCACGGAGACAUGUCAACUAUGAGCACACAUUAAACAGGAUUUUGCUCGAGACCCACAGCUUUGUACGUCCCUACAGUCCAAAGGAAGACAAGAUGCUCCGAGACCUUCACAAAGAAUGUGUCAAAUAUGGAAUCCAAAUAAGGACAAAACAGAAUCAUUAACUUUUUAGAACCAAGGAAAACUUUGAAUUUUUCUGUGGUUCAGUAUUUACGGAUGGCUUUGUACAGUGUAUUUAAUAUUGUAUUGCACAGUAUAUAAAGAUAUAUAAAUUGUGUAGUUUGAGAAACUGUACACUAAUUAAGGGGUGCAGAGGUCUGAAGCAGAAGAUGUGGAUGGAUGAGCUGCUUGACUGCUGCUAUGUGAGAAGACCUUCACAAUUCAUCACAACUUUUUGCCGUAGUCUGCUGGUGUCUCCCAUUAAUGAAUGUAGAAUGGGCCAACAUAGAAGUGACGUUGGCUGCACCCGCCUGUAAAUUGUUAUGGUGUCAUCCUGGACCACAUGAAUGGAUCAGUUGAGCUUGGCCAUAUUGUUCAUGAUCCAUUCAUAUUGCCACAACUCAGAUGUGUGGAUCACCUGGUCACUAUCUAUGACUGAUUUCAUUAUUUUAAAUUAGAGGAACUCUCUUAAUCUGUAACAGAGUGUUGAAGAGAGUAAGCAGUUACUAUUGUGUAGCCUGUAUAUGCACCUGUUACUGACCACAAUGGGAACCAGGACCUGGCUGCCAUGUUUUCCAGCUGACUUCUUUUAGCUGCAAUCAUAGAUUUUUAGGAGCACUAUUUGUAUAUACAAAAAAAACAUACCAAUUACAAGAUAUGUAUGUCAGUGUUAGGCUACACACACACGGUGCAUGUACAUACAGCUGUAAUAUCAGUUGAUUCAAUUCUAAAUCUUUGUAAAGACACAUAAAGUUAUACCACUUACCAUUUUAUACCACAUACAAUGCACUUGCAAUGUAUUUGCCAAUAAAAAAUGAUGCUUUC